This is a messenger RNA of Linum trigynum, 2568 nucleotides long. NCBI's taxonomy places the organism in Eukaryota, Viridiplantae, Streptophyta, Magnoliopsida, Malpighiales, Linaceae. The record is from the annotation of a GenBank genome assembly.
AGGUUGUUCAUGUUUGUGAUAUUUCAGGUCCUAGUCCAUGAAUGAAGGUUUGGGAACGAUUGCAUCCUAUUUGGAGUUGAUUUCUCACCAUUGAAGCCCCGAUUGCAUCCUCAAGAGUGAAGAUUGACAUCCCAGAGCAGAUUCUUCCCAUUGUUAUGAGUAUGAUUGCUUUGUAUUUUGUUUCCCUCUCUCUCUCUCUCUAUGGAGUAGAACUCUCUCUCACUUGGGUAUGAAGAACCCUAGUUCCAUAGGGAUCUUGAUUGUAAUGACUUGGAAUUGUUAUACUGUUUGAUUUUAAUCGAUUGAUGCAUGAUUCAUUGAGUCAAUUGAAGUCUGAUCAUUUUUUCUUGAUUUCUGCUGCAACCUGAGAUAGAUAGAAUCUGAUUAGGUUGUUAGAGCUUCAUCAAUCGGUAGUGGUAGAUUGGUUAUACGAGAGUUAAUCAAUCUACUGCUUUGUACUAGAACCCAAUUCCAGUAGUGGAGUUAUGUGCUUAUUGCCUCAGCAGUCUAUCCCGGUGAAGGUUAGUCGCCUGCCGGUUAGCCUGCCUGAGAGGGCUUGGUCAGCUUAAGAGAUUCCAAACUACUGUCGGAUCUUCCGUAGUUUAAUCAACAUUUAAUCAACCCAGGGUAAUUACAACUGAGACCUAACUAAAGAGCUAGGGGGACUCAUUCCCGAGUGACUCUUCCUUUUCUUUAGAAAACCGAAUCAUUUCCUGCUUUCUUAUUGCUUUUACUUAAAUAAACAAUCACUUGACUUAGUUGGCUAGAUAAUAGAUAUUCACGGAGUAGGUAGUAGAUCUAGACCCCGGAUUGACAAUUAGAGCUUGCCUGUUACUGCAUUUCCGGACUGCGAUUACACUUGGUCGCAGUUUGGUGUUGUGUUUUAGCGUGUCAAUGACAUUGGAAUUUCUGGCAGGCGUUCACAAUAAACUUAAGAGGAGGCUCUAUCACCCGAGCUGAGCUGAUGGGUAUAGCACAGGGACUUCGCUGUGCCUCGGAGGUGGGGAUUCGAAAGGCAGUCCUCCAAACAGAGUCCAAAACUGCCAUCCAGCUGCUCGAGUCGGCAACCUCUACUCAUCCUCAUUUUAUGGUCGUUUCGGAGAUUAGGCAUAUCCUACAGCGUGACUGGCAGGUACGAAUCGAGCAUGUCUUCAGGGAUGGGAAUGCAAUGGCAAAUUUCCUUGCUUCGACCGACCACUCCGCUCCUCCGGGUAUUCACAUCAUCAAUCAGCCAAGCAUCAUGCUCAGAUAUUGGCUAAUUUUUGAUCGGACAGGGAUUGAAACCCCCCGCUUUGUAAUAGGUUGAGGUUUGGGUGCCCUUAGCACCCUUUUUCCCACAAAAAAAAGGUCCCCUUAAUCCCCACACACCUUAAUUUAGCCAAUUCCUAGUCGGGAAUCAAGUUCUAAAGUUCCAAUAAUUGGCUCCUAACAAUCCCCCUCGUUCCCACGGUCAUGUAGCCGCAAACGGUUUGUCGUUUGAACACCAAACGAAGAAACUGCGAGCCGAUUACGAUUAGUAUGGAAAAUUACAGAAUAGUACCCCAUAAUUUCGAACGGUAGAAACAGUUCCAGAACUAAUAAAUCGUACAGUUAUACGUACGAACUUGCGAAACUUGUUUCUCCCUCGUCCGAGCUCGGAAUUCUUUCAUCCACAAAGUGGUCGACCACUUUAUAAGAAAAUGGUCAACCUUUUCCACCAAGUGGUCUACCACUUGAGUCAUUCGGUUUAUCAUUUUCGAAAAUGGGUCGACCUGAUGACACACUUACCUUCAAGCGGUCGACCACUUACCAAGAAAAAUGGUCGACAUCUUCUAUCAAGUGGUCUACCACUUGAGUCAUCCAGUCUACCACUUUCGAAAAUGGGUCGACCUGAUAACACAUUUACCUUUAAGUGGUCGACCUCUUCCACCAAAUGGUUGACCACUUUUCAAGAGAAUGGUAGACCUCUUCUACCAAGUGGUCUACCACUUGAGUCAACCGGUCUACCGCUUUGGAAAUGGGUUGACAUGAUGACACAAUUACCUUAAGUGGUCGACCUCUUUCACCAAGUGGUAUACCACUCAAGGUAGCCGGUCUACCGCUUCUGGCAAUGGGUCGACCUGCGUUACACUUACCUUCAACUUACAACUUCUUGUUGGAGGAGGUAGACCGCUUCCGCCAAAACAGCGUACCGAUUUCACAAAAUGGUUUACAUAUCUCUUUCGGCAAAUGAUCCCGCUUUUGACGAACAGUCGACCAGAUAACAUAGGUACAUUAUACUUACAUUAGAAAAAUAAUAGACAAUAGGAGACCAACAAUAUAAAAUUAUUUUUGUAGUAAUGCAACAUCCUAUCAAUUGUGGACAUCCAAAUUCCAACGCAGAUUAUAGGCCAAGACAAAAAGAAACACCCUCUUUUAAUUCUUCUGGAAUAAAAAUCCACAAAAGCGAUGAUAUGAGAUUUAUGGACGUCGUAAAUGACACAAUUGUAUAACAAAUAUACUCUACUUUUUGAGCAUAUUCAUAACAACAAUAGCCACGAAGUUAAUCCACCACAAGACAAAUAGAAACAAGAAAACUUAGAAUUUGAA